AUUGUUUGAUCACUUCGGGUUCUUUGCGGUAGUAAAAGUUUCCGAGACAAAGCCAAAGGUUUUAGGUAAGUCCAUCGUGGCACGGGUUUAAUUAGAUGUGUGGUUCCUUUUGCGCUUGCCCAAACGGUCACACCGAAAAACGUAAGAGCUAUAUAAAACGUUGUUAAGAAUUACUCAUCAUAAGUUGUCAAGUAUUAAUAGUUCUUCAGAAGUGCAGCAUCAUUUCCCGCCAUAUGUCGACGAGAGAAGAGACGUAGUUGUUAACAAUCAAUUUGUGGCAAUCACUGUGCAGGCAACUUGAUGCCCAUGUGUAUUUGUUAGUAAAACACGAUACGAAAGUGAAACUACCAAGGACGUGGAUGCAGACGGAACCAAUUUGAGGAAAGUCUCGUUCUUAAAUUGUAUUGGGAAUUCCUUUAACCAUAAAUUUUUUGAAUUUCUCAAACGUAAGGAGACCUAAUGACGCCGUAAAUAUACAGAUCUAUGGAAAACGGAAUCAAGUUCUUGCAUAUCGCUGUCAUUGUGAAUUCACUGGGUGAGAUAGAAUACGAGCUAUAUGAAGAACUGUAGAAACUUACUCACUAGGCCAUGAUAUAUUUUGGAAAAAAAAAACAAUUAUAAAGGAUUAACAUGUGUCCGUAAUGUUGAUAUCUUACAAUGCAGGUAUUCUGGCUGCAAAAUCUUGCUACUUCCUUAAAAAAACAUUCACUAGUGACUGGGACUUUAAUAGACUUCAGGAUGGGUUGAACCAAAUCAGUUCCUCCACACCCUACAGAACCACAUUAAGCAGCGUAUACUGCAGUUAUGACGAGGUUUGUUGUGGCCAAUCAUGCUGUCCCGAUCCGUCUGUCACCCCCCAGUAUUAUUAUGACACAUACAACUACCAGUAUUACUCCAGUGAUGAUGAUUCCGACAUGUCAUUUUUUUGGUUGGUGGGAUUGGUAUUUGUUAUCGGUUUAAUCGGUACUGGUUUAUGCUUGCUCGUGUCAUAUGUAAUGAAACAAGGAAACCAACAAAAUAUGACUGUCAGAAACGUGCAUCCUGUUGUUGCUGACUCAUCAGAUAAUGGAGCUGUUAUUAUACGACAAGCGCCAGGUGAAAAUCCAUCCCCGUCAUCAACACGAGGGAAUACACCACCUUCUUAUGAAAGUGAAAAUAUCUCACAAAAUUCAGAACCCCCACCAUCGUAUGAAUACGUCAUGUCCCAUAAUUAUCUGCCUUAUACUGGCAAUAAAAGUGAUUCUGCUUAAACCAGAGAAAUGAAUAUGCUUCCAUAGAAAUUAACUCAUUGCAAAUGUGUUUUGUGUGAUAGCGUAUAGAAGUGUCUUGCAACCUAUUGUAACGUGCAAGGACGUUACUGUGUGUACCCUAGCGAGCCCUUACCCGAGAUAAAAUCGGAAAGCCCUAGUUGAUCAGUAUGUAUAAAUGCAGGCGUAGUCAUUGCGUCUGCACUUUUUUAGGGACUCUACGUUUCGCAGGCAGUAGUAAUUGCUUAUUUGUGCAACAGUUCAGGUACCAACGUUAACGCAAUCAGAGAUGUCCGCAAACUUGCGACAAUUACGCAAGCAGGGAGUGCCAGAAAGGAAAAAAAAUCAUCUGGGUGACCACACAAAAGCGUUCCGCUGCAACCACCACAAAUACAAGCAGAGAUGGUAGCACACUCGUUAUAAUGCAACACUGAGCAAGGAUGACUGCACACCGAGUAUCGUAGGUUAAAACAUGGGGAUAAGAAAGAUCAGGGAUGAGCUCACGCUAUAUCAGACAGUAAACCCAACUUUUGCAAACCUUCUUUUAAUUAAGCUUAAUUGAUAUGGUAGAAAUAUGAAAAAUAAUAUGUCAGUAAUGAUGAAUUAUAUAAAAACUUUUUAGUUAAUGUAAAAAAAAUCUCUAAAUAAUUAAUUCAGUAAUAUCUAAAGUUCAGAGAUAUGCCAUUAAAUGUCACAAUCGAUGUUGGGGCAGU
This is a messenger RNA of Magallana angulata, 1960 nucleotides long. RefSeq lists its product as uncharacterized. The transcript has 6 exons. The record is from RefSeq and is a predicted model, not a curated record. Lineage: Eukaryota; Metazoa; Mollusca; Bivalvia; Ostreida; Ostreidae. The coding region runs from base 642 to 1250 and encodes 202 amino acids.